Molecule: messenger RNA, 1170 nt
Organism: Lachancea fermentati
Lineage: Eukaryota; Fungi; Ascomycota; Saccharomycetes; Saccharomycetales; Saccharomycetaceae
Source: the annotation of a GenBank genome assembly
AUGUCUGUGGUAGCAAGGAAAAAAGAGUGGCUACUUUGUUACACAGACAAACGAUUAGUUUUGUUCAAAGAUGACGAAAUAUUCCUCGAAUGGGAAGCUCAGCCAUGUAAAACGUACCGCUGUCACAUCGCCGAUGAUGAAAUGAAAGUGGUGGGAAGCCGGAGAAAUACAAUAACGUGUGAUUAUAUUAAUCUGAAGGAAGGCAAAAUUGAUAGGCGAGAACGUUUGCUGGAAGUAAAUUUCGAGAUCACAAACUUCGAAGUCAUCUUCUGUCUGGGCUGGCUUCUUUGCUGCGAUAAUGUUUCUGGGGCGCUGCAUAUGUUCGAUAGCAUGAGAGGGCAAUACAAAGGCCUUCUGCGGCUCAAUUCGACUCAAGAUGAUAUCUACGUAUGUGGAAACAACCGCUUCCAGGUUUUCUGCAACAACUUUAAUUACGAUACACUCACAGGACAAGUUUGCUUGAACACCUACGAGAUUGUUAAGAAUGAAAUUUCGCUGGCUUCAUCUGCAGCACUGGACAGUGGAUUUACAGAGUUUUGCGUGGUUCACGAUAAACGUUUCACGCAUUUUGCAGUGGUGUCAACUUGUCAGUACGAAAAGCUUUUACACUUACAAUUGUUUCUCCCCAACGCUUCAGUUCCCUUUUACGAGCAUGCUUUUCUAGACGGCGACGUGAGGUUUCUAGGAUUCCUGGAGCCCUUUUCUGUUCUUCUAGCCUCGACCGUACGUGAAAAACUCCGCUUGGAGCUUUUUAAUAUACUUGAUGGCCACGUAACAAAUUCAAUACGAGUUUGUCCGAGUAAUGUAAUGUCAUUUGAUCGCCUCAGUUCUAACGGCGAUGUCAUAUCUGCUAAUUUCAGCCCAAUGACGAUAUCUUCUGGACCCGAGGUGCACAUCUUACAUGCAGGGAACACCAACCAAGAAACAGUCCAUUUUACAAUGGCUCACUCUUCGUGCAUUCUUUACACAUGGCAGCCCAAGAAUCAUGGUAAACUACGUCCGCUACGGUUGCCCGGUUCCCCUAUUGCCCUGACUGAGGGAGCAGAUAGCGUCGUUUUCGUUCCUGAAAGAGCUCCUUCCCUUUGCUGUGCCAGGCUUCCACGAAUGGAUCAGCCACAUGACUUGGCGUCCCAGGGCUCUAACGACACUACCAUCCACGAAACCGGAUGA